ACGCUUCUCUGCAGCGAGCUCGACUUUUAACUUUAACUCAGUUUGGCGGCAAAAGUCGAGUAGUUUACGUCUUGUUGCUCGGCUGUGAAUUAAUCGUAAAAGAAGCUCGUGCCGGCUUAACUCCCUUUCGAAAAUUCUCUAAUGUAAUACGCAACCAAAUCGAGUACUACUACGUUAUUUGAAAUUUCUUUAGCGAUGUAAUAUACAGGAAGGUACAAAAUUAAAGAAGUUGAUUAUUACAUAAAAUGCAGAUGGUCAAUGCUAUCGAUAAAAUCGAGCUUUGACCUUAGUUAUUUAUGCUCACGAUUUAUUUCCUAUCGUUAAUCUUUCAUUAACAACAACAGUAUGGUGCUUAGUACUUAAAAUUGAAAGAAGAAAAAAGAGAGAGACUCGCAUCGUAAAGUUAAUUGCCUUGUAAAUCCGUUAAAAGUAUGACUUCGAAAAUGCAUCAACGGGUAACAUCAAUACUCGCCGGUGUUGCAAUCGCCGUAUUAUUAGCCAUAAUUGUUAUUGUGUGGGUGCAAGUCGGACAUGGCGCGUUUAAGGGGAAAGAAGAAUACAAUAUCAGCACCUUCAACUCCUUGCAGAGCUACGCCGAGAUGAGCACGAUUAAUUCAACGCACGCCCAAGGAGUGGAAAUUCUGAAGAACUCGCACCUGGACGAUCUGGGGAGGCACAGCAUGGAGCUGGUGAGGCCGAUCAAGAUCGAUCCGCCGCUUCACGAUCACGAUCUCAUCUUCGAUCAGCUGCACGACAACGAGGAUCAUCCGAUUUUGAGGCACCACAGCGGACAUUUUCGGCACACGGCCGCCGAAGUGUGGGACCCCCAUCCCCAGUACGAGAUCCAAGCGUUCGGGCAGGUGCUCGUCUUGGAGCUGUCGUUCAACUACAAGUUCGUCUCGCCGAACCUCCAGGUGACGCACGUUUGGGAGAACUACACGAGGCGGGCGAUGCACGAUCCCAAAGCGAGCGGCUGCUUCUACACGGGGAAGGUUAAAGGCGAGAAAAAUUCCGACGUUGCCGUCUCCCUGUGCAACGGAAUGACCGGAUACAUUCGGACCUCGGAAGGGAAUUACUACAUCGAACCCGUUGAGAAAUUUCGCAACGACUCGAUCGCGAGCAUAAUGCAUCGCAUAAAAAAAGUGGCGCACAAGACAGAGGCGGACGACCUGGACGCAACGACGUCGACCGAGUUAUGCGAAGUAAAAGAAAACACGACGAUCAUCGACGACGAUUUUCUCAUCGGCAAGGAGGAGUACAAGCACUUCGUCCACAAGCGCGACGUGACGCAAUCCAGGCCACGCAGAGAUGUCCUCUUCGAAGAUGACAACAUCGAGUUCGUGCCGAUCGCUCCAAAGGCGAGAUCGGGCAACCAUCAGGAGUUUCACAUAGAAACACUGAUCGUCGCCGACAAGACGAUGGCGCAAUACCACAACACCGACGAGGACCUCAAUCACUACAUUCUCACGUUGAUGUCUCAUGUAGCUCUUCUCUUCAAGCAUGCCACUAUCGGUAACCCAAUUUCUCUUGCCGUCGUCGAAAUCGUCACGCUGAAGGAGACCGAGUUUCUGAGUAACACUUCCGACGAGAUGCUGAAGAAGUUCUGCAACUGGCAGGCGCAGCACGCCGAACGUACCCAGAAGCAAUACGAUACGGCGCUUCUACUUACUCGCGAAUCGAUUUGUAAAAAUCUAACCGCCCAAGUUUGUAACACGUUGGGCGUCGCCGAAGUUGGAUCGAUGUGCAAUUCGAAUUCGAGCUGUGCCAUUGUCAGAGAUAAGGGACUGUCGACCUCGUAUAUAAUUGCGCAUGAACUGGGACACGUCUUAAGGGUGGCCAAAUAAGAAUGCGAGGUACUGGGAACCUGUUCAUCGUAGAGUCUUGC
Photinus pyralis (common eastern firefly) is the source of this 1885-nucleotide messenger RNA. RefSeq names its product A disintegrin and metalloproteinase with thrombospondin motifs 1-like. Gene Ontology annotation, biological process: proteolysis. Gene Ontology annotation, molecular function: metalloendopeptidase activity. NCBI's taxonomy places the organism in Eukaryota, Metazoa, Arthropoda, Insecta, Coleoptera, Lampyridae. The transcript is spliced from 11 exons. The record is from RefSeq and is a predicted model, not a curated record. Bases 432 to 1844 code for a protein of 470 amino acids.